AUGAGGGGUGUCCACUGCAGGAGGGUCCCCUGGGUGUUCCUGAGCUGCUUGUGUUCCUGCAUCCUUGGGCCAGUGCUCCUGGGAACAAUCGUAACCUCACAGAAGACAGACAGUGGGAGAAGCACAGCAACAUCACUACCCUCAACAACCUCCCAGACCUUUACCACUCCCACUGCUGGCACUUCCAGAGGCACCUGUUCAACAGCUGCCCCAGUCCCUAUCAAGCCCGAGAAAGGCGUUUCCCUCUUCCCCUAUGGGCUGUGUGCUGGAGACCAGGAGUUUGUCAAGAGGACUGUGGACUUCACCUCGCCACUCUUCAAACCCCAGAUUGGCUUCCCCCUCGGCUCCUCUCUCCGGGAUUCCCUCUAUUUCACAGAUAAUGGCCAAAUCAUUUUUCCGGAGUCAGAGUACCAGAUUUUCUCCUACCCCAACCCUCCCCCUAGCGGCUUUACAGCCUGGGAUCCUGUGGCCCUGGUGGCUCCAUUCUGGGACGAUGCUGAUUUCUCCAGCAGCCAGGGAACCAUAUUUUACCAGGAAUACGAGACUCUCUAUGAUGAAUACAACCUGCUAGUGAGGGAGGUGGAGUCUUGGAUUAAAAGGUUAACAAACACCUGGAACUACAAAGCCAGGUGGACGCUAAAGGUCACGUGGGUCCACGUCCCCGCCUAUCCUGCCUGGGGGACAAUCGGGACCAACACCUACCAGGCCAUCCUUUCCACAGACGGGAGCAGGUCCUACGCCAUGUUUCUCUACCAAAGCGGCGGUAUGCAGUGGGAUGUGACCCAGCGCCCAGGCAACCCUGUCCUGAUGGGCUUCUCCAGUGGAGAUGGGUAUUUCAAAAAUAGCCCAUUGACAUUCCAGCCAGUGUGGAAGAAGUAUCGUCCAGACCAAUUCCUGGAUUCCAACUCAGGCUUCCGAGGGCUGCAAAUCUACAAGCUACACAAGGAAGAAAAGCGCAACUACCGUCUCCAGUGCCUGCAGUGGUUGAAGAGAGAGUCUCAGUGGCCCAGCUGGGGCUGGAACCAGAUCUCCUGCCCGUGUUCCUGGAGGCAGGGACUAUGGGACUUGAGAUUCCAGCCCAUCAACAUAGCCUGGUCGGGCCUUGGCAGCAGGCAGCUGUGCAGCUUCUCCUCCUGGAGAGGGGGCGUGUGCUGCAGCUACGGACCCUGGGGAGAGCUUCUCCAAGGCUGGAGAGUGCAGAGUCCUUGGCAGUUUGACCAAGAACUGGAGCCGCAGAAUUGGUGUUGCCGUUUCAACGAUAAGCCCUCCUUCUGCACCCUGUACCUGCUCAGGAGGCCCCGCGUCAGCUGCGCUGGGUACCAGCCCCCGAGGCCAGCCUGGAUGUUUGGGGACCCCCACAUCACCACGUUGGAUGGUGCCAAUUACACCUUCAAUGGGCUGGGAGACUUCCUGCUGGUCCGGACCCAGGAUAGAAACUCCUCCUUCCUGCUGCAGGGCCGCACUGCCCAGACCGGCUCGGCCCAGGCCACCAACUUCAUUGCCUUUGCCGCUGAAUACAGCUCCAGCAGCCUGGACCCCAUCACGGUUCAAUGGCUCCUUGCGCCCAGUGACACAAUCCACGUUCGGCUCAACAACCAGACUGUAACAUUUGACACUAACCGUGAAGGUGCAAAAGGCCAGGAGAUGUUCAACACCUCUGGAGUUGUAAUGACCCGCAAUGGCUCCACGGUAUCAGCCAACUUUGAUGGGGCAGUGACCAUCUCAGUGAUCGCUAUCUCCAACAUCCUCCAUGCGUCCUGCAGCCUCCCGGAGGAGUAUCAGAACCACACAGAGGGCCUCAUGGGCUUCUGGAACGGCAACCCAGAUGACGACUUCAGGAUGCCCAAUGGCUCCACCCUUCCCCCAGGGAGCUCCGAGGAGAUGCUUUUUCACUAUGGAAUGGCCUGGGAAAUCAACGGAACAAGCCUUUUUGGCAAGAGGAACGACCAUUUGCCGUCCAACUUCACCCCUGUCUUCCUUUCACAACUGUCGGGAAACAAAUCUUUGAAUGAAAAUUUGACCUCCCAGUGUAAUGGAGAUACAUACUGCAUCUAUGAUGCCCUGGCCACAGGAAACAAAAGCCUUGGGCUGUCCACUGAGAUGCUCUCUAGAAGAUACCAGCUGAUGAACACCACCCUGAAUCAUUACCCCCCGUCUAUUGAGGGUCCUGAUGUGAUGGAAGCCUACAUGGGACAGGCCAAGGUGGUUAAUUACACCAGCAGCACUAAGGACGUCACAUUCACUCUCAGAAACAACUACACUGACUUCAAGCUCUUUGAGAAUGGGACAUUGCUAUGGACACCAAAGUUGCUGGGACCACUUACUCUGGAGAUUCUAGCAAGAAGUGCCGAGGACAACUUGUCGUCUGUACUCAAGCCAAGGACAGUGGUCUGUGCGUGCAAGGCAGAGAGCCAGUGUUUAUACAACCAGACCAGCUGGGUGGGUGAUUCCUCCCUGGAGGUGGCCGACUGCAAGUGUGACGAGAACACCACAGGCCGCUACUGCAACCGCACCAAGGACCCCUGUGAAGAGCAGUGCUUCCCGAGUGUGAAGUGCAUUUCCGGGAAGGGCUGCGAGCCCUGCCCCCCGCACCUGACUGGGGAUGGACGUCACUGUGCACCUCUGGAGAACCUCUUCCUCUGUCAGAACAAGUCCUGCCCUGAGAAUUACUGCUACAACAACGGCCACUGCUACCUCUCCCAGGCUCAGGCCUGCCAGCCUGCCUGCACCUGCCCCCCAGCCUUCACCGACACCCGCUGCUUCCUGGCUGGGAACAAUUUCACUCCAACAGUCCAUCUAGAGCUUCCCUUAAGGAUCAUCCAUCUCUCACUCAUGGAAGACGAAGGUGCCUCCCAAGCAGAUGUCAAUGCCUCGGUGGCCUAUAGACUGAGGAACCUGGAUGUGCGGGCCUUUCUCUGGAACAGACGAGUGGAUCGAAUUGGACCCCCAAUAGCACUGGCCUCAGGAAGCUCCCUUCACCGUUGGAGCAUCAUCUCGGAGUUCCAGUACCGCCCUGGGGGCCCUGUCAUCAACUUCCUGAAUACCCAGCUGCUAGAUGCAGUGGUGGAGGCGUUCUUAACUCCGUGGAGGAGGUGGAAGAGAAGUGCGGGGCCCAGGAACAACGUGACCUUCCACCCCAUCUACAGGAGGGACGUGUACAGUAUUAUGGCUCUGAAUGUGAGCACGCUGGAAACUUACUUCCAAUGCAGCGGAUACAAGGGCUACCAUCUGGUCUUCCACCCCCAGAGCGGCUUCACCUGCGUGUCCCCCUGCAGUGAGGGCUACUGUGAGCACGGAGGCCAGUGCCAGCACCUGCCCGAUGGGCCUCGCUGCAGCUGUGAGCCCUUCUCCAUCUACACGCCCUGGGGCAAGCACUGUGAGCACCUGAGUUUGAAACUCGACGCCUUCUUCGGGAUCCUUUUCGGGGCCCUGGGCGCCCUCCUGCUGCUGGGGGUCGUGCUGUUUGUGUUCCUGAGCUUCCGGGGCUGCUGCGGGAGCCGUUUCUCCUACCCGCUGGGCUCGGAAAGCUGAGGCUUUGCCCCGAACGGGCUGCGGUGGCCUAUGAUACCUCAGGAGCUACCCCAGCCUCACCUGCACACACUUCCAUGCGUCGUGGUUUAGGGAGCCUGGAAAAAGUAAGGUGACUGAUGCGGAUUCAGGAUUCUUUAAGAAGAAUGAAUAAUGGGAAUGAAUAAUAAAGACCACACCUUGUCAGAACAGGAGACACAGAGGCUGAAAGGAAGAGGCCAUAAAGGCCUACUAUAUAAAUAGAUGGAUUCUCACACAGACAUACCCACACAGAGGACACUGACCUACAGAAACACUACGUGCACACACCAGCGUUGAUGGGGUGAUGGCUUUAAAUUAAAAACCAAAAUACAUUUGCACACAAAAGUCUCCAGUUUACUUCUAAUUAAAGUUUAUUUAAAUAAAAUCCCUCUGACUUUUUGUGUUCCCAAAGCCAUGGAUUUCAUUCAUGAUUUUCCUCUGGUGGCUAAAGGGC
This is a messenger RNA of Orcinus orca (killer whale), 4003 nucleotides long. It is a transcript of the gene MUC4, whose product is annotated as mucin 4, cell surface associated. Lineage: Eukaryota; Metazoa; Chordata; Mammalia; Artiodactyla; Delphinidae. Gene Ontology annotation, biological process: cell-matrix adhesion. Bases 1 to 3531 code for a protein of 1176 amino acids. The transcript is spliced from 24 exons. The record is from RefSeq and is a predicted model, not a curated record.